AUGUCCAUGUUUGCCGUGAAUAUGAAGCAAUGUCAAGUGCAAGGAGCCCACGACACGACUUGCGUUUAUGAGGCGACAUCGAAGCAAGCUGUUCUUCCGGCGGCGUCGACGGCCAGGCUGUUUGUCCGAGGCGACGGACGCCGACCCGCGGGGCUGCGCGGGCUGCGCUGGCGGCGCGGGCGGCGCAGACUCCCCCGCUUGCCCGGACUGCGCGAGCUGCGCGUCCGUCGUCACAGCGGCCCCGGCCACGCGUCCAGUGCUUGGUGCAGCUUCAACAGCAACCGACUCAGCAGGUGGCGCAGCCUGCGAACACAAGCCACGCCCCGGUCACGCCCCCUUCGGUCGCUCGCCGACGGCCGGGGUUUGGGCUGGAUUUUGCUCGAUACCCCGGAACUGUACUCACAAGCAACAGACUGCAUCGAUUGAAACAAACUGUUCUUUUGACUAUAAGAAGUGGUGAUAUACACAGUGAUAGUAUCCUCAUGAAUAUCAGUGUUGUCCAUCUGUUGUACCUCUUCAUCACUGGAGUGUUUGCAGUAAAAAUAUUCUCUCAUCCUGGCUCGAUUGCACCAGCAUGUCCAGAAAGGGACAAUUGGCCUUGGCGCCGUUCGAUCUCGGGGUUCCCGGUCGGUCACCCAAUCAGGAACCCGUGAUGUCUCGAAUGCGCUUAAACCUCGUGACUUCACGGAGCGUAGUAAACGAAUUCGGCUAGUGACACCUGUGUUGUGCGGUAUUGGUCUUUCAGCAGAACCAUCCUAGCAUACGUCUAGAUGACCGAGGGAAACCACGAAAAAAACAGUAAGGAUAGCUGGCCCGGGGAUUGAUCCCAGGUCUCCCGAAUGCGAUGACAGAACGUUACGCUCUGAGUCUCACGCUCUGUGUCCUGCUGGUAGCCGGGUGCACAGAAUCGGAAGAGAAGAUAACCCUGUCUGACGCGAGUGAUUACAUCGCUUCGUCGAUUAACACGCUUGAGCAUCGGCUCUUGGAUUUGCGCGCUGCCACGUGAACCUGACAGGUGCGUGACAAAGCGUCAGGUGGUGACGUCCUCAAUGGAGUUACCAUUUGCAGUUUCAUAGCGCUUUUUCUAAAAACCAAAACUCGCAUUAAACUUUUAACACACUUUUUUGACGGUAUACUUCGAGUUUUCGAACAUCUUCAAC
This is a messenger RNA of Gryllus bimaculatus (two-spotted cricket), 1160 nucleotides long. The record is from the annotation of a GenBank genome assembly. Lineage: Eukaryota; Metazoa; Arthropoda; Insecta; Orthoptera; Gryllidae.